ACCUCGAAAAAAGUUAGGUUACGGAUUCCAAAUUAGCAACCAUGGAAGAGAUCACCGAUGGAGUGAACAACAUGAACUUGGCCGUUGAUUCCCAGAAGAAAAAUCGGAUUCAGGUUUCAAACACCAAGAAACCAUUGUUCUUCUACGUCAAUCUCGCCAAGAGGUAUAUGCAGCAGUACAAUGAUGUCGAACUCUCUGCCCUUGGAAUGGCCAUUGCAACCGUCGUUACUGUUGCUGAAAUACUGAAGAACAAUGGUUUUGCUGUUGAGAAGAAGAUCAUGACUUCAACUGUGGAUAUUAAGGAUGACUCGAGAGGACGUCCUGUGCAGAAAGCUAAGAUUGAAAUUACGCUUGCAAAGUCAGAGAAGUUCGAUGAACUAAUGGCUGCAGCCAAUGAAGAAAAAGAAGCUGCAGAAGCUCAGGUGCAGAACUGAAAAUAGCUUUUUACUAUUUUGGUUUCUUGAUGCUUAUUUUAUAAUGGGCUUUAUUUGUUUUAUUUCAUUAAUUUUUGGCUUGUUUAUCAAUGGAUGAUUUGUUGUAUCUGUUAACAUUUGAUAUGAAGAUGAUAGCUAAACAAUAUGGUUUCCUCACAAUAAAACAUCCGGUCCAUA
This is a messenger RNA of Arabidopsis arenosa, 611 nucleotides long. Lineage: Eukaryota; Viridiplantae; Streptophyta; Magnoliopsida; Brassicales; Brassicaceae. The record is from the annotation of a GenBank genome assembly.